UGGUCUCGGGCGGGUGUCCCAGGGCCGACUGGCUUCUCCUCGGGAAAGAAAGCGACAGUCCUCGAGCUUGUUAAUAUCGACAUGCCGAGCAUGGGCAUCGUUUCCCCCUGUUAGAUCUGCAUCAUGGAAAAGCAAGUACUUGAAUCCGCAGAGGAGAGGACGUUUCAGUACCAAGAUUCUCUGCCAUCCCUGCCAGUACCUCCUCUUGAUGAAUCUUUAAGUAAAUACCUCGAUGCAGUGAAGCCAUUUCUAAAUCAAGAAGAAUAUCAAAGAACUGAGGAUAUAGUUAAAAAAUUUGAAAAUGGCAUUGGGAAAGAGUUGCAUCAGAAGUUACUGGAAAGAGCUAAAAUGAGAAGGAAUUGGCUGGAGGACUGGUGGCUGAAUGUGGCUUACCUUGAUCUUCGCAUCUCAACACAAAUACACUGUAAUAUGGGAGGCCCUGGUCCCUAUAUUGAACACUACUGGCCACCAAAAGAGGGCACUCAGAUAGAAAGAGCAUGUGUAAAUAUAUGGCACACCCUGAAAUACUGGGAUCUAUUACGAGCAGAGAAGGUGACCAUAGAGAGAUCUGGGAACACUGUUCUGGACAUGAACCAAUUUCGAAUGCUCUUUUGCACUUGCAAAAUUCCUGGAGUUACCAGAGAUUCGCUCGGCACUUACUUUAAAACUGAGGCUGAAGGUGAAUGCCCAUCUCACUUAAUAGUCCUGUGUCGAGGUCGAGUGUUUGCAUUUGAUGCUAUGCAUGAAGGCAGUAUGGUGACUCCUCCAGAGAUAUUCAGGCAACUUACAUAUAUUCAGAAAAGAUGCCAUAGUGAGCCAGAUGGACCAGGACUGGCAGCCCUAACAUGCAACGAAAGGACAAAAUGGGCAGAGUUACGGGAAUAUUUGAUUGGUCUUGAUCCAAAGAACUUAACUCUUCUGGAAAAAAUUCAGAGAAGUUUGUUUGUGGUCUGCCUUGAUGAUUCUAGUCCCCAUGCAACUCCUGAGGACUAUACUGAGCUCACAAGGCUGGGAUUAACAGGUGAUCCGACUGUACGCUGGGGAGAUAAAUCCUACAAUAGCAUAUUCUUUUCCAAUGGAACUUGCAGCGCAUUCUGUGAUCAUUCUCCUUUUGAUGCCAUGGCUUUAAUUACCAUGUUAUCUUAUGCCGAAAAGAAGAUUAUUGAGAAUGAGGGAAAAUGGAAGGGAUCAGAUAAUGUGAGGGAUAUUCCAUGGCCAGAGGAACUUGUAUUCACAGUGGAUCCAAAAAUUAUAAAUGAAAUUGAACGUACUAAAGAACUGUAUUACAAGAAGGUGUCUGACUUGCAGCUGGUGUCUUAUGCCUUCACAUCCUUCGGCAAAGCAUUGCUUAGGAAGAAGAAACUUCAUCCUGAUACAUUUGUGCAGCUUGCCCUACAACUUGCUUAUUACAAAUGCCAUGGACGUCCGGGCUGCUGUUACGAAACUGCCAUGACCAGGCGUUUCUAUCAUGGCCGCACAGAGACCAUAAGACCAUGUACUGUGGAAGCAGUGGAAUGGUGCAAGUCCAUGCUGGAUCCUUCUGACAGUACUUAUCAACAACUGCAGCUGAUGCAUAAGGCAUUUGCAAAGCACAAUAAAAUGAGGAAAGAAUGUGAGAAUGGAAAAGGCUUUGAUCGUCAUCUUCUGGGUCUCCUGCUCAUAGCACAGGAGCAAGGACUGCCAGUGCCAGAACUGUAUGGGGAUAAGGCCUUCACAGCUAGUGGAGGAGGUGGGAAUUUUGUCCUUUCAACUAGUCUGACUGGCUACACUAGGUUUAGUGGAUGUGCACUCCCUAUGGUACAACAUGGCUAUGGCUUUUUUUAUGCAAUCAGAGAUGACAGAAACAGCUUCAUUCUCAGCUACCUUGGAGCCAAUUUCUGUGCCCUUUGGAAGAUCUGUUGCAUGUUUAUUGUCCACAGUAGCAAGAACAGAGUUUCCCUUUUUAUUUCCUCCCUCAAAGCCUGAUGCACCUCUACAAGCCAAGGUGUUACACUGUAUCUUGUUACCUCAAAAAAUGUUCUCCUCACUUCAGCCUUUGUCUUCCCUGCCUUUCUGGGCUACUUGUAUGUUCUCUCUCAAUUAAAUCUGACAACCAUUCAUUGUUUAAUGUUUUAUUUGAGAUCUUCCAAAACUCAUACAGAAGAGGAAUCCAUUUCUGUUCACUGCUCGUGAUAACCCAUCCUCUUUCUCGGACAUAAAUGACUUUCUGAAAUCUCUCAGUUAAUGAAGCCUGUGUCUUUAUGAUGCUGUGAUUUCUGUGUGAUAGAUUAGGAUUUUGGAUCAAGCUAGGCCUGGUGAUUUUUAUUCUUUAUUUUAUUAAAGUUCUGUCUGACAGAUACAACCUUUUACCCCUCGGCUGGGUUAGUAAACCUGGUUGCGACUGCGAUAAGGACAGUUUGCUUUGAACAGUCAUUUGAAACAGCAUGAAAUUUGAUGAAGGGUGUAAUUUUGCAUUUAUUUUCCAUACACUUGCUCCUGGGGGAGCAUUUCUGGGGGUUUCUGGGAACACAAAAAUCCUGACAGAAGUACAGAAAAAGGAAAACUCUUUCAGAAAGUGUGUAUCAUUGAGAAAAUGGCAUUCAAUCACCAGCAUAAGCAGAAUUUCCUGUUCAGUUGAGACAGUCUGAGCCUUGCCUAGAGAAACUGGAGACAGAAGUGUAUCCAGAGAGAGAAAAAACUUAAAUUCUGUGAGUUGUUAGAGCUACUUGUUACGUGCUGUGGAUACGUGAAUUCCUGACUGUGAUAUUAAUUUCCUUGUUGAGUAAAGCAUUUUAUCUCCAGUGCCUCUGCCCUGAAAGCCUCUCCCGGUUUUUGUGCCCUUCUCUGUGAGCACCCAUGCUAUGUGCUGCAGAGCUGGUCUCAGUGCCUGGAACCCUCCACCCAGCACCCUUUGCUUUUCAGGUUGGUGAGUCAGUGGGGCUUUUUCGUGACUGCUGUGUAAUCUUAAUAUGAGCAACUAUGAAUUUCUGUGCUGGUAAAACAAGAGGGUUGGGUUCUUAAAGCAAGUGUACCUUGGUUAUCUAUUAGAUAUGGCUUUUAAGGAAACUAUUUAUAGAAUUGUACAAAAACUAUAUGUAGUGAAACAUCCUUAAGAGUCUCAUACAAAAGACUGAGCCCAAGUGCACUUGAGCAGCAGGUACUGCCCCCUCCCAUGCAUUUCUCAUUAAAUAAUUACAGCUUAAUCCUCCGAAGGGUUCCAUUAUAAGAUCAUGUUAUAAUCAAAUAGCAUGCUGGAUAAUUUUGUAUUCUAGUUUCUAAGCACUAAGUAUGUUGUGUUUAGUAUACACACUUUAAAACAACAUCCCCACAGUACAUCAGCCUUCUCCAUAUCUCAGGUAACCAAUUAUUCUAUUUCCUUCCAGAGAGAGUCCACGUUUUCCUUCAUCUUCCUUUGAUCACUGAUGGACCUACAGACGCUUUUCUUGUUGUCCUUGAUGUCCCUGGCCAUCUAUCAGGGCUUUUGCUUUCCUAAUCUGAUCCCUGGCUGCUCAGACAAUUUGUCUACUGUUCCCAGGCUACCUGUUCUUGCUUCCAUCCCCUGUAGGCUCCCUUUUUGUGUUUGGCUUUGUCCAGGAGCAUCUCGUUCAUCCAUAAAGACCUCUUGACAUUUUUGUCUGACUUCCUUUUUGUUGGAAUGCACUGCUCCUGAGCCUGGAGGAGAUCCCUGAGCAUUAACCAUCUUUCUUGGGCCCCUCUUCCCUUCAGGGCUUUACUCCAUGGUACUCCACCAAGCAGAUCCCUGAAGAGGCUGAAGACUGCUCUAUUGAACUCUUGGACUGGGAGCUUGCUGUGCACCCUUCUCGCUGCCCUGAGGAUCUUGAACUCCACCGUUUCAUGGUCACUGCAGCCAAGGCUACUCUUGAGUUUCCAAGUCUCCACCAGCCCCUCCUGUUGGAGAGAGCAAGGCCCAGCAUAGCACCUCUCCUUGUUGAUUCCUCUGUCACUUGGAGAAGAAUGGUUUCGUCAACACAUUCCAGGAACCUCCUGUGUGCCUUCUUUACAGAAUUUCUGUAACAGAAAAAACAUAUCUUCAUAUUGUACAUUCACUUGUAGUAAUCAAGAAUGUGAGGAUUAUCCUAUAAUUUCAGGGAUUCCACAAUUCCUUAGUCUUUGAAAGUAAAAUAUUCUCCAGCUCUCUCUUAAGAUCCUAACCUAAGACAUCAUUGUUCCUGUAUGCUUGGGUGCCCUCUCUGCCUGCAAGAACCAAUGAGAUUAUUGGGAACAGAAGUUGCUCUAACUUUAAAUAUUUAUGGCAUGUACAAUUUGUAUUGACUUCACCUCAUACACUCAUUAAAAUUAUUUUCAAAAUUAGAAUACAGUUGCAAUUCAAAUUUUCACCUACCUAACACAUGAGGAAAAUCUUCAAGAACUUUUGAAUUUCUACAAAUCAGAAAUUAUUUCUACGGAACAAAUCUUAAUGCUUUAUCUAUAUUGAACCAAAUCGAAAGACAAUUCAUGAGGUUUCAUGUGAUCUGCAAUGGUACUUGAUAAAAUAGCAGAGUGAACAAAUACCUAAGCUGCUCUGCAGGUCCACACUUCUGGAUCUUACCUCAGGAAAGUCCCACUGAUUUUUGUAGGGAUGUUACCUAAACAUACAGGUAAAAAACUGCCUUUGGUUUGUAAAAUAAUGGAUUCCUUCAGAAGAAAAGGCUGUGAUUAUAAUGAUUAUAAGAAUUAUUAAAACCUCCAUUUCAAGAAUUACAGCAGCCAAUUGCAACAUCAUGGAGACUUUUGGGGGAAAAAAAGUAAUUGAGAACAUUACCUUUAGAACAUUAUUUAAAAUAUCAAGAACUUUAGCUUGAAGGGAAAGAUAAUCUAUAUUUUUGGUGUCAAAGCUGAGUUUAGAAUGAAAGAUUUUACUGUGCUCUGACAGAUAAAUUGUCACUCAGUUUAUUGAUGUUUAUGUUAAUUUUUUAA
Myiozetetes cayanensis is the source of this 4917-nucleotide messenger RNA. It is a transcript of the gene CROT, whose product is annotated as carnitine O-octanoyltransferase. Bases 124 to 1965 code for a protein of 613 amino acids. Gene Ontology annotation, cellular component: peroxisome. The record is from RefSeq and is a predicted model, not a curated record. Lineage: Eukaryota; Metazoa; Chordata; Aves; Passeriformes; Tyrannidae. Gene Ontology annotation, molecular function: carnitine O-octanoyltransferase activity. The transcript is spliced from 17 exons.